Messenger RNA from Malus domestica (apple), 1005 nucleotides. Lineage: Eukaryota; Viridiplantae; Streptophyta; Magnoliopsida; Rosales; Rosaceae. The record is from RefSeq and is a predicted model, not a curated record.
AUUUUAUUAUGUUAAAGAAAAAAUAAAAUAAAAUUGCUAAACAUACCCCUUUCCUUUCCCCCUCGUGCAGCAACUGAAAGCCGUCUCCCUCCCACCUCUUUUCGCAGUCUUACUCUUCGUUGGCUUCCCCUCCCGCCCUCCGCCAGCAAGGUACAGACAGAAGAUGGCAUUAAGGCAAAUGCUAUUCAACACCAGAUCAAUGUUUUCGACACCGGGGUUGGCCAGAUUCUCCACCAAAUCAAACCCAUACCUAGUGAAAGUUGGGAUACCAGAGUUUUUGAAUGGCAUUGGCAAUGGAGUGGAAUCCCAUGUAACCAAGCUUGAGUCUGAGAUCAGAGACUUCCAAAAGUUGCUUGUCAUUCGUACUCUCAGGCUGAAGAAACUUGGCGUCCCUUGCAAGCAUAGGAAGCUCAUCUUGAAACACACUCACAAGUAUAGGCUAGGACUCUGGAGGCCUCGAGCUCAGCCCAUCAAACCCUAGUUAGUUUAGGAGUAGCGCGUCCUUUACACAGAUUUUGUCUGCUGCAAAAUGUGACUGUCGGACACUUGAUGUUCUGAGAUUUGAAACAAGAGUUUUACUUGUUUGUUAGUCGUCCGUCUCCUUUAUUUAAUUUAUAAUGAAGUUUAGUGCUUUAGGUAUUGUUUGGUAUGCAGAUGGGACGGAACGGAAUGGGACGGGAUGGGACCGAACGGAGAUGGAGCAAAGAUGCCCUCAGAUGGAAACAAGGGGGAAGAAAAAGGAAACAGAGAGGUUAUAAUUUUGUGUUCCACGAAUAUGGAAAUAGUCAUUCCAGGGGGUGAAGCGGAACGAAAAUUCAUCCAAAAUUCGUCCCAUGGAACAACGCAUUCCACCCAUUUUAGGCGCAUCAAAUGUGCCUCGUCCCACUCCAUUCCGUCCUGUCUCACGUACCAAACGGUACCUUAGUGUCUGAUAUACUGGAUGUUCAGUUUCAUAAAUAACAAUAAUUUUUUAGCACAUUUAAUUACGUAUUGCUCUUCGCAUCU